AUGCGCAAGACCAUACCCUGCCAGGCAUGCCGUAAUCGACAUGUGAAGUGUGACGGCAAGAAGCCGGCAUGUACUCGGUGCAGACGCUCGGGAUCCUCGUGUGUCUGGCAGACUGUCCCAUCCGGGUUCCGUCAUGGCUCCAGUGCCCGCUACGACGCCGAUUUUGCCGAGGAUCAGGUCUGGGUUCCGAUUGCUCAAGAUUACAAGUAUGUCGACGAAACAGCCGAUGUUGCCCGAGACUAUUCCCUGGAACUGGGCGAAGACACCCCAUGGGCACUAGAGCGGCAUCAUAGUGUUUCUUCUGUGACCGAGCAGCGCGUAUUGACAGAGUCUUCUAUCACGAAUGACGCAGUUGGAUCGUUUUCAUCGGGUCCUUGGGUUUCACAGCAGGCCAACGGGACUACCUACUCAUCAGACCCCUAUCUCUCACCCACGAACAGCUAUUCUAUAUCUCCAGCCUCCAUUCAUCUUUCUCCUACCAGUCAUGCAAUUCCAGUAACAGAUAACUCCGUUGCUACACAGACUGGGUUGGUCAAUUUCGACGAGCAUGAGGCUUGUCUGAUGCGCUAUUUUGUAGUCCAACUCGGUCACUGGUUUGAUACAUGCGAUGGACAAAGGCACUUUGCAUGUACCGUACCAGUACGAGCACUCACAUGUCCGCCUUUACUCAACGCAAUAUACACAGUCUCAGCAAGACACUUGAGCCGAUCCAAAAAGUACCAUGUCGGGAAUCAAGUGAAAUAUGGAGGCAAAUACCUGCCCAAGCUGACACCGGAAACUGCCAUUGAAUACCACAACCGAUGCAUCUCCUACUUCGUCUCUCUAUCCGACCACUCUCAAGAAACCCAAGACGAAAACCUCCUAGCAGCAGCCGUCAUUCUACGAUUCUACGAAGAAGUAGACCUCCCCACAAUGGGCGAAGACACCGAAUCCGCUCUCCGCGGCAUUCAAAUCUUCCUUGACGCCCAAGCAAUUUCAGCAGUAUCAGGAACUGGCCUCCGCCACGCAGCCUACUGGAUCGCCCUCCGCCAAGAAAUAAUAACAGCCUUCUCCAAACAACGCUCCUUCCGCCUCCCCCUCGGCCCCUGCGAACCAUACCGCACCUUUGUCCCAGCAGACGACUAUGUCUGGGCCGACAGACUAGUAAUCCACUGCGCAGACGUCCUCCAAUUUUGCUUCGGCUCCGACGAAGAAGACGAAUCCCAACCCUUUCCACCCUCUCCAGAAUCCCGCAUCGCCCGCUACGACACCCUCGUCUCCUUCGAGUCCCUCUGGCAAGACCUCGGCCCCUCAUCCUUCAACCCUGUGUACGCCCGCGAACCCGACCCCGGCCGCGGCGAGGUCUUCCCGGAACUCUGGUACCUGAAUGAUUGCCACGUCGCGGGCCUGCAGCAUCUCGAGCUUGCGCGCAUCCUGCUCGCUGUGUAUAAUCCGCGGCUACCGCGCCUUGGGCCCGGACAGAGGACGGCCAUGCGGGCUGUUGAUGCGCAGGUGCGCGGGAUCGUGCUGCGGAUUUGUGGGAUUGCGAUGUCGAAUUUGCAUAGUCCGCCUGGACUGGUUACGGCGAGCGUUGCUAUUGGCAUGUGUGGGGAUCGGUUUGUGGAUAGGGUUGAGCAGGAGGCGCUGUUUGGGGCGCUUGUGAGACUAGAGGAUGAUUAUGGGUAUCCUACGCAUAAUAUGCGCGCGCAGUUAGGGGAGGCUUGGGGUUGGGAGGGGUAUUAA
Molecule: messenger RNA, 1722 nt
Organism: Penicillium soppii
Lineage: Eukaryota; Fungi; Ascomycota; Eurotiomycetes; Eurotiales; Aspergillaceae
Product: Zn(II)2Cys6 transcription factor domain-containing protein
Exons: 7
Coding region: 1-1722 (573 amino acids)
Biological process (GO): positive regulation of transcription by RNA polymerase II
Cellular component (GO): nucleus
Molecular function (GO): zinc ion binding; transcription cis-regulatory region binding; DNA-binding transcription factor activity, RNA polymerase II-specific
Source: RefSeq, a predicted model, not a curated record